AAUCGCAGCCAACUUCACAUCAACGCGUUCUCGGUAUAGGUUUUAGCCAUUAUUUAUUCGCAAUAAAUGCGAAUGCAAUUGCGAAAAGUGAUUCGAUUCGCUAUAUUUGCGAAAUAGCAGUAAAGUAAUUUGUUAAAUAACUAAAGGCGCCCAUUUGGCAUAUAUUUUACUUCCUCUAUUCUACGUUUUCUUUCCGCCUCAGUCGUUGUGCGCGUGUGUGUGUAUAUUUUUGUGAGUGACGCGCUGCUGCCGCCAUUCAAGAUUGAAGCGAAAAAAUGGAUUUGGCGAAGCUGGAUAAGAUGAAGGUGGUGGACCUGCGUAACGAAUUACAGACGCGUGGUCUUGAUACCAAAGGUGUGAAAGCUGUGCUCAUCGAGCGCCUGCGGGCACAUGUGGAAGGUUCUGCCGGCGGCGGCGAUGGAGAUGGCGCCCCAGUUACACCAAGCCGCCGUCAGCGUCGAACGCGGUCUAUGUCGCGUUCACCGUCGCCGGUUGCGGCGGCUCCAGUUGCCACAGAACCUGUACUGGAGACUCUGCCGGAGGAGGAUCAGGCCGCAGCCGAGCCCGAAGUCGAAGCAGAGGCCGGCUCUGGACCAGAAGUAGAAGAAGUCGAAGACGAAGAACAGGAACUGGAACAAGAACAAGAACAAGAAGAGGAGGACAAUAAGGCGGUUCAGGAAGAGGUGUCAGAGGAAACUGAUGCUUCUGCUCCGCAAGCAGAGCAAGAUGAAGAUGUGGCUAUGACAGAUGAAGCCGCCGCCAUGGAGACAGCAGAUCAGGAAGACUCAAACGACACCAACAAACAAGUGGAGAAAGAUGAAGAUCCACAAGAAAAUGAUGAAGCAUCAGCCGAUGCUGAUACCGACAAAGUCGCGCACCAAUCCAACGGCGAUAAUGGUGAGAAAAUGGAAGUUGACGACGAGGCUGCCGCUGCCAAGACAGACAAGGAGGAGGACAAGGAACAGGACCAAGAAAAAUCCAACGAGCGCCGCAAACGCUCGCACAGCCACACGCGCUCCCGCAGCAGCUCGCGCUCACCCAAGCGUCGUAGCGGCGACAAGCGCGAUUCCAAGUCUGGUGCGGCUGUUGAAGAGCGCACCGUGACCGAGGAUGAGCCCACUAUGGAGGAAAAUCAAGUGGGCCUCAGCUGGUUUGAUUCGGAUCUACAUCUACGCAUCGAUGCUACCACUUUUACAUCUGCGAAACCUCUGAACUCGGAGAUAUACUCGCUAAUCUGGUCAGGUGCUCGUGCCAACUAUGGUGUGCGCGAGGGAAGGGUGUGCUAUGAGGUGCAGCUAUCGGAGGAGUCUGUGCCGGAAAACUCGCAUCAUUUCCGCGAUGAACCGCAUGUGCGCGGCUUUCGUGUGGGUUUCUCAACGCCUCAGACACCGAUGUUACUGGGCGAAGCUGAACAUUCCUAUGGCUAUUGCGAGAGCGGCCGCAAGGCCAACAAUGGCGAGUUCAAAGAGUACGGCAAGCCAUAUCAACUGGACGAUGUGAUUGGCUGCUACUUGGAUCUGGACAGCACGCCGUGCAACAUCAAAUACACAUUGAAUGGCGAGGAUCUUGGCAUUGCCCAUGAGUUUGACAAGAGUAUUUUGGGCGAGGAAGGCGCCCUCUUUCCGCAUAUUCUCACCAAGGGCUACGAGUAUACAGUGAACUUCGCUAACAAUGAAGAACUGCUUGUUAAUGCGGAACGACCGACACGAAAGCGUCGCAAGCAACGCGCCGAGUCGCACAAAGAUGAUGACAACGAUGGUGAGAAGUGGAAGGUGCUCGACGAGGCAACCGCCGAUGAUGAUGAGCCCGAAAAGAAGGACGAUGACGCCAAGCCAGCCGCCACCGAGCAAUCCGAUGAGGCUGAUAAACCUGAGCCCCCCAACGCUGAUGCUACCAGUGACGCUGCCGAGGAGGAGCAGGCUAAAGAGGCUGGCGUCGAGGGCGAAACUCAGUCGGAGCAGGCUGAAUCCGCUGAGGCAGCGCAGGAUCAGGCUAUGGAACCUGUCGAGGAAGCAGCAGAAGCUCCAGCUGUUGAGGCCACUGAGCCAGCAGCUGUGGCCAACGGCGAUAGUCUGCCUGAAGCCGAAAAAGCCACAGAAGAAAAUGCAGAAGCUACUGCCGAACCGGAAGCGUCGGCUAAGGAGUCUGCCAAGGACAGUGAAUCGGCAGCCAACGCUGAGGAGGACGACGAAGAUGGCCCAUCGCCAAAUAAACGCGCCAAAGCUGACUCAGAGACAGAUAAGUCAUCAGCUGACAAGUCACACCCGGCCGAAGAUGAGUACGAGGAUGUCGUGCCCGUGCCCCGGGAUACUGUUGCCCUGCUACCCGGCUAUGUACUGCUGGCUUUGGUACCUUCCGAGCAACUAGUUAGCGGUCCUCAAUGCGCUGCAUCGCGCAAAGAAUGCGAGGUUAUCCUUCUCGUUGGCCUGCCAGGUGCUGGCAAGACGCACUGGACACAAAAGCAUGUCGCCGAGAACGUCGAUAAGCGUUACGAGAUCAUUGGACCUGAUUCCAUAAUAGCCAAAAUGACGAUUGAUGGCGAAUCGCGCAAAACUGUGCACAAGGGGCGCUGGGAUAAGGUAUACGAGAUCUGUUUGAACAGCCUAGGUGGUUUGGAAGAUAUUGCUAUGAAGCGGCGUCGCAAUUUUAUACUCGAUCAGACGAAUGCGUAUGCCUCGGCCCAGCGACGUAAAAUGAAAGGUUUUAGCGACUUCAAGCGUAUUGCGGUUGUUUGCAUACCCGGCGAAGAUGAAUUGAAACGUCGCAUCGCCGAAAAAGAGGAAAAGGGAAAUGCUUUUACAGUUAAAGAAUCAACAAUAAAUAACUUACGAGCCAAUUUCACGCUUCCCUCACUGGAGUUUGGCUGGUUUGACGACAUCAUCUACACGGAGCUGACCGGCGACGAGGCCAAGGCUGAGGUGAAGAAGUACAAUGAGAAGGGCAAAAAGGCCAUCGAUGCGGACAGGUCGCGUGACAAGAGAUCGCGCGGCGCUCGCGAUAAUUAUCGCCGUGAUGAUCGGCAUCGCAAUCGCUACUUUGACGAGAGGCGUCGUGAUCACGGCGGUCAGCGCCACGACAGUCGCUGGAGCGACUCGAGACGCGGUGGUGGCGGCGGCGGCGGCGGUGGCAGCUACUCAAGCGGUGGCGGAGGCGGCGGUGGAAGCCGUGGAUAUGACAAUCGCAAUCGCAGUUAUGGCAGCGGCGGCGGCGGUGGAGGUGGAGGCGGCGGCGGCGGCCAACAAAACUGGAUGCAAAAUAACCGCCGUAGCGGCUACGAUGACCGCGGCUAUGGCGGUGGAGGCGGCGGCGCCGGAGGCAGUCGUGGCUAUGAUAAUCGCAAUCGCGGCUAUGGCAGCGGUGGGGGCGGCGGUGGUGGCGGCGGUGGCCAGCAAAACUGGAUGCAGAACAAUCGCAGAAGUGGCUACGAUGAUCGCGGCUAUGGAGGCGGCGGCAGCUCUAGAGAUUACCGCGAUCGAGACCGCGGCGGCAAUGAUCGCAACCGCUUGGGGAGCAACGAUCGCAAUCGAGGCAGCAGCCAGAGCAGCUAUCGCUCGGGCGGCGGCAAUCAUCAACAACGGGAUUUUCGGCAUGGCCACCGCGACACCAAAGAAGAUAGUCGCGGUGGCUAUGAGCGGUCAGCUGCACUAGCGCUGCCCAAAUACGGCAAUAACUCGGCCCAAGCCGGCUACGAUCAGUACAAGCAGCAGUCGAGCGGAGGUCAGCAGUCCGGCUCUAAGUCCGCACUAAGUGGCAAGUGGAGCACCUAUGCGCAGCAUCAGCAACAACAACAACAGACGCAACAGCAGCAGCAUCAACAGGCCGGCGGCGUCUGGCAGCAGCAGCAUCAGCACCAGCAGCAGCCACAACAGCAACAACAACAACAACAAUACCAGCAGCAACAACAGUCGCAGCCGACCGCGGGCCAACAACAACAACAAUACUGGAACUAUAACCAGAUGCAGGCAGGUUAUGGCAACCAGCAGCAACAAGCAGCCUGGCAGGGCGCUGAUCCACAGCAGCAGCAAUGGAUGUCCUGGUGGCAGCAACAACAGCAGGGCGCCGGCGGAGCAGCGGCCAAUAAUGCCGGCGGCGGCAGUGCGGUGGGCACUGCGGGCGCCACUGGCAAUAAUGAUGGCGGUGCCACCAAUCAUUAUUGGUCUCAAUAUUCAUACUCUACACAGUCCAAUGCGGGCAUCGACAAGAAAUAGGAGCAGCAGCAGCAGAAGCAGCAGCAGCAGCAGGAUGAUGCACACUUUCGCCGUCGGAAGGCCAACUUUCAUUUUGAACAACAAGCACACACACAUACACAUAAACAAACACAUGCACACACACACACACACACACAUAUAUAUAUAUACCCACAAGAAGAGGGAAAGCAACUUAUAGUUUUUAAUAUAUAUGAAACAAAGCAAAGAAAAGCGAGCGUAAAUUUAGUGUAGCCAGUUUUUAAGCGUCUGGAAAGUCCAAACAAAAGUAACCUUAACAACAGCUUCUCGCUAAAAACAACACAAAUGAUCAAAAAACAAAAGAAAACAAAACAAACAAAAAAAAAACUACAUACAUAUUUGUGCAUCAUGAGUAGGGAACUGUUGAUUUUAACAAUUUAUGUAUUUACUUGCUACAACAAAUUUGUCUGCGACAUUUCUAAACCAAACAUACAAAUAUUGUGCAUUAUGAAAUGGUUUAUAAUAAUAUACAAUUUGGUGUUUGCCAAUUAGCAUUCUUUUGUUCUGUUUCAAAGAAAGCAAUAAAGGAACGUUAGUACACCUUCUUUUGGCUCAUUACGUAUCUAGGACAGUACAAUUUGUUUAACGUUUAAUUAUUAUUGUUUUAUUUUUUUAUACAAUAACGAAAUGCUGGAAGACAAACUA
Drosophila novamexicana is the source of this 4871-nucleotide messenger RNA. RefSeq names its product heterogeneous nuclear ribonucleoprotein U-like protein 1. Gene Ontology annotation, molecular function: protein binding. The transcript is spliced from 10 exons. Lineage: Eukaryota; Metazoa; Arthropoda; Insecta; Diptera; Drosophilidae. The record is from RefSeq and is a predicted model, not a curated record. Bases 276 to 4208 code for a protein of 1310 amino acids.